CGGGUCGAAUUCGAAUCAUCUCGUGGAUGAUGUCGUCGCUGUCGCUCGCCUUCCCCAAAUCGUUCCUCCGGAGCCCCUCCCUCCCUCGCCGCCGGCCUCCGAGCUGCUCCGUCGCCGUCGGCUCCUCGUCCGCGACGCUCUACGAUGUGCUCGGCGUCGCGGCCGACGCCACGGGCGUUGAGAUCAAGUUGGCGUACCGGAGGCUCGCCCGGUCGUGCCACCCGGACGUGGUGGCGGCCCAGGGGAAGGGCGCGUCGGCAGCGGACGAGUUCAUGCGCGUCCGCGCGGCCUACGAGAUCCUCUCAGACCCAGAGAAGCGCGUCGACUACGACCGAAGGGUUAAGUCGGUGGUGUUCACUGCGCUGAGGACGUCUUGGUGCUCCUCCCAGGACCGCCGCCCACGGACAUGGGAGACGGACCAGUGCUGGUAGCAGAAGAAGAGCUGGAUCUCAAACCAUUGAGCCCCUUAUUCUUCCUUGUUAUUCCUUGUUAUGUACAUAUCUUCAAGGGUGUUGACAGGUACUGAAAAUUUGUGAUGCCUUGUAUCUGCUUGAUGAGAAGCCUGUGAAAGAUCGUUUAAUCACAUUUGUUUCUCUUUGUAGCA
Molecule: messenger RNA, 604 nt
Organism: Musa acuminata AAA Group (dessert banana)
Lineage: Eukaryota; Viridiplantae; Streptophyta; Magnoliopsida; Zingiberales; Musaceae
Product: chaperone protein dnaJ 11, chloroplastic-like
Exons: 1
Coding region: 27-431 (134 amino acids)
Source: RefSeq, a predicted model, not a curated record